Messenger RNA from Acanthaster planci (crown-of-thorns starfish), 1699 nucleotides. RefSeq names its product V-type proton ATPase subunit C 1-A-like. Gene Ontology annotation, biological process: proton transmembrane transport. Gene Ontology annotation, molecular function: proton-transporting ATPase activity, rotational mechanism. The record is from RefSeq and is a predicted model, not a curated record. Gene Ontology annotation, cellular component: vacuolar proton-transporting V-type ATPase, V1 domain; lysosomal membrane. Lineage: Eukaryota; Metazoa; Echinodermata; Asteroidea; Valvatida; Acanthasteridae.
UCCCGUCACGUGAACGGACUGUUUCGAGUCGAGUCAGCGUUUGGUACCCGCCUUUAGUCGUCGAGUUCCUGUUAAUGUGCUGUUUUGGUACCAGUCGAAGAAAUAAUUUGUUAUUACUCAGCGCACGGAGGCUGCGUUUUUGCCCUUGUCCGUAACUGAAAAGUGACGAAAUCAAGAUGAGUCUGACAGAGUUUUGGCUGAUUUCAGCUCCGGGGGACAAAACUUGCCAACAGACCUGGGAGAAACUAAACAAUGUGACCUCCAAGCCCACGGCAAUGUCUAUGAAUAACAAGUUCAACAUCCCCGACCUCAAAGUCGGAACGUUGGACGUCCUUGUCGGGCUGUCAGAUGAGCUGGGAAAGCUGGAUGCGUACGUUGAAAGCGUUGCCCGGAAGCUAGCACACUACCUUGGCGAGGUCUUGGAGGACACGAAAGACAGACUGGCGGAAAACCUCACAGCAAAUGGAGUUGACCUGACAUCGUACGUUACUCGGUUCCAGUGGGACCUCGCCAAGUAUCCCAUCAAGCAACCCCUGAAGAACAUCACUGAAAUUAUUUCCAAGCAAGUCACUCAAAUGGAUGGUGAUUUGAAAACCAAAGCUUCCGCAUACAACAACCUGAAAGGCACCUUACAAUCUUUGGAGAGAAAAGCAACGGGAAGUUUACUGACCCGUAACCUUGGAGACCUAGUCAAGAAGGAGGAUUUUAUUUCCAAUUCCGAGUAUCUGGUCACUCUUCUUGUCGUAGUUCCAAAGGCAUCGUUUCAAGAGUGGGAGGUGAAAUACGAGAAACUGGCUGACAUGGUCGUCCCAAAGUCAUCGAGGAAGAUUUAUGAGGAUACAGAACAUGGUUUGUUCACGGUGACUUUGUUCCAGAAAGUAGUGGACGAGUACAAGCUUCACGCCCGGGAAAACAGAUUUACGGUCAGAGAUUUUACGUAUAACGAGCAGGCCCUGGCGGCUGGGAAAGACGAACUCAACAAAUUGGCAGCAGACAAGAAGAGGCAAUAUGGACCCCUGGUGAGAUGGCUGAAGAUCAACUUCAGCGAGGCAUUUAUGGCGUGGAUCCAUGUCAAGGCGCUUCGAGUCUUUGUGGAGUCAGUCCUCAGGUAUGGCCUGCCAGUCAACUUCCAGCCCAUGCUCCUGCAGCCAUUCAAGAAAUCCCACAAGAAGUUGAGAGAGAACCUAGCUGUACUCUACGCCCACCUUGACAGCAACGCCGGGACUGCCACAGAUUCUGGUUACGACAUCCCCGGCCUGAUGAUGAGCCAACAAGAGUAUUACGCCUACGUUUACUACCCUAUCAAUAUCAACUUCUGGGAUCGGAUAUGAAAUACAAGCGGGAGAAGCAUCAACCGACGACAUCUUAGUAAAUUGGGAAAAAGCCAAAGGAUUUUUACUGAUGGGAGAAUGGGGCCAAGCCAAAAAAAAGUUUUGUUUGCUGUUACUUUGCAAAAUUGGGCAGGUGGCUGAAAUCACUGUUCUUCAUUUUUAUUUUCACUGAGUUUUUUUUAACCCUAACCCCCUAGGUGUGUAUGUAAAAUUGUAUUGAAAUUGGAGGAUUUGGGACUGUUAGGGUUAAUCUAAUACAUUUUAGCCGAAGAUAUUAGCCCAAACCCCCUAAGCCCUUUUUGCUAGGGACCCUCCUCAAUCCUCCAGAAUCCUCCAACCUUUCUUGAAAAUGUUACUUUGGAGGUGUG